ACAGCCACUUCCGGUUCUGCAGGAAAAACACUCGUGAAGUUUGUGAACGGGGGAACGAACACGAGAUGGGCUGAACCGAACCACUUCAGCGAUAUUAAACCGAGGCAGUGCUGUGAUUCAGAUUCUGGGCAGAUAGAUGGACAAAGUUUCGACAAACAUCAGAGAAAGAAAAUGUUUGUCAGCUGAGAGAGCAUGCACGUCAGAGAGAGAGCGAGAGAGAGAGAGAGCAAGAAAGAAGUCAACAAGCCGCUUCUGGUAUCGGAGAGAGGGGUAAUGUGUAGUGUGAAGAGAGUAGGACAUGCCUUACGUGGACCGGCAGAACCGCAUCUGCGGUUUCCUGGACAUCGAGGAUGUAGAGAACAGUGGCAAGUUCCUACGGCGGUAUUUCAUCUUGGAUACGCAGCAGGGUAGUCUGGUCUGGUACAUGGACAACCCACAGAACCUACCAGUAGGUGCCAAACCCGUGGGUUCACUGAGUCUUCCCUACAUCUCCAAGGUCAGUGAUGCCACUAAACAGAGGCCAAAGGCGGAGUAUUGCUUUGUCAUAAAUGCAGUAAUGCGGAAGUAUUUUCUUCAAGCUAAUGAUCAGCAGGAUCUAGUGGAUUGGGUCAACGCGCUCAACAAUGCAACUAAAAUCACAGUACCCAAGUCCUCUGAUGGCGUUCAGGCUGAGAGUCAGAGGUUGGCGUCUAAUGGCAACAAGAAACAGGGCCCGUACAAAAUGGAAAUUAUUGCAGGAGUCGCUGUUGUCACACCAACACAGGAUGGAGAGGGGGGACAUGGGGUUGCAGGAGAGAAGAUGGCCUUGAGGAAGACUCCCCACCUGCACAGUAGAGCAGCACAGGAUCACAGCGCGAUUAAAGCAGGAUACUGCGUCAAACAAGGUGCACUGAUGAAAACCUGGAAACGGAGAUAUUUUGUUCUGGAGCAGAACUCCAUGAGUUACUUCAAGUCUGAGCUGGAGAAGGAUCCUUUACGAAUUAUUUCUCUGAAGGAGGUGCAUAAGGUGCAGGAAUGCAAACACAGUGAAAUAAUGAUGCGAGACAACCUUUUUGAAGUUGUAACAACCUCCAGAACAUUUUAUAUCCAGGCUGAUAGCCCAGAGGAGAUGCACAGCUGGAUCAAGGCUAUUUCAGGAGCCAUCGUGGCUCAAAGGGGCCCGGGCCGAUCCGCAGCCUCUGAGCACAUUGUUGGCAGUUCCUGUUUCUACCGCCAGCACGCGGGUCACAUCGGCCCCUGUGCGCCCAGCCCUGCCGUGUCAGGUCCCACGAGGGCUGGCGUGGGACAGCGAGCACUUCAUGAGCCUGCUGCCCUUGCCCCGCCCACAUGCCCGCCUGUCACUGCAAGAAACCCGCCUCUCCAAGUGACCCACGAAUCGCCCUGGCGCCGCCGCAGCAGCUUCGGGAUGUGCGACGCGCCCUCGCUCAAACCCGACUCGGAUUGUGCGGAUCUGCCUGUCAGUGAAGUCUGACACUUAUGCGUCAAACUUUUACCUCUGGCCCAAAGACCCAACUGGGUCCAAACUGACUGGACUUAACCUGUCGACCAAGUUCAAAAUCAUAAAACGGGCUGUGAUGAUGGAAAUCGCUUUUCGCCUCAGUCAUGUAGGUCAGAAAUUAAGACUAGGGUACAACACUACAACAAACACCAAAGGUUCUUUAAAGUACCUCCUGAUCUUUAAGCUUCUAUUCACUUCUUUUCUGCAUUGACACAAGAAAGUCGCAGAAAGUAAGGAAGAAAUGAAUGGAAUAUUUAAAGGCAAACUGGGAGAAAUAAUGAACUUUAUCUUCUGGUUAUGGACACCUGAAAAGAAUAAACACAUAUGGGAAUAUGUUGGAGGACUGUCUCUCAACUGUGACUAAAUGGAUGGAGAUUCCUAUCCUAACUACAGGUGGGGAAGAGUUUGAUUUAGUGCUCCAGUCCAAAAAUUCCCAAAUGUUUCCAGAGGUUUUCUUGUAUUUUUUUCUGUACAGCAUCCUAGUUUCUCGUUUAUGUACUGUUAAUGUGACUAACUAUUCCUGUGGACUAAGCUGGGGUUUAUUUUGACUGACAGUCUAUUUACCUUUAUUUUAUUCAAACGUAUACAUUGGUAUGGGUGAAUUCUUGUAACUGUAAUUCUUGUUUGUGUCCACUAAACAUUUGUGGAUAUAAUCCACAGUUUUUUUUAAAUAAUUUAAUGGGCUUUAUACAGUAAACAGUGCAUUGAUGCUGUGUAAUUGUCAAGGUCCUUGUUAUAUAGUGGCCGUUUGCCUUUUAUUGUAUGACUGUGUGUGUGUGUGUGUGUGUGUGUGUGUGUGUGUGUGUGUGUGGUUCCUCUGCUUUUGAAUUGUUCAUAUUGUUGCCUUGUGUGUUAUAGGGAUUUAAAUAUGACUACUAUACCUGUUGACAAAAUGCUUUUCAGUGUGUUUUAUAUCUUUGCACUGUGAUCCAUGUCCCUCUGUGUCACCCGAGUUACCUUCUAAGGUCCUAAAAGGCUGUCUAAAGCAGUGCCUGUGCCUUUAACUAUUAGAGGUCUGGCAAUUUUAGCCCUUUUUCUUGUUUUUUUUUUUCUGUAACAGUUUUAAUAUUGUUGGUUUGUAUUAUUUAUUAUAAGAACAUGACAAGGCAAUAAACCUGUUCUGAACGUA
This is a messenger RNA of Misgurnus anguillicaudatus (oriental weatherfish), 2627 nucleotides long. RefSeq names its product pleckstrin homology domain containing, family A (phosphoinositide binding specific) member 1a (gene plekha1a). NCBI's taxonomy places the organism in Eukaryota, Metazoa, Chordata, Actinopteri, Cypriniformes, Cobitidae. The record is from RefSeq and is a predicted model, not a curated record.